Pseudo-nitzschia multistriata is the source of this 2052-nucleotide messenger RNA. The record is from the annotation of a GenBank genome assembly. Lineage: Eukaryota; Bacillariophyta; Bacillariophyceae; Bacillariales; Bacillariaceae.
AAGGAAUGACGGUGCCAUCUUCCAGCAGGGUACGAUCGUCCCGGAGCAAAUCGUAGAACCAUCCUCCGCCACAAAGGAGCAGCAGRCCGGUUCGGAGCGAGCAAUGGAUCUGGGCCGGUGCCUUGGUUGCGUCGUCCGAAAACGACGUCGAGUUGGCGUAGAAGCGCUCCGGUCCGUACCCCCCUUCCAGCAGGUAUCGCUUUCUGCGCACGGCCGAGUACUUUUGGCGCUGGGUCAGCACGAUGUUCUGGGCGAUGAGGCCGAGAAACUCGGGAUAGGAGUCUCUGUUUUCGCUUGCACCGGACACGUCCGCACCGUAUAYUUGCAGCAUCCGGUAGCACACCGUCAGCUCGUUCCAGACRCAGAGUUCAAUGUACAGGAUCUGAAACACAAAGGCACUCCCGGCCCAGGACUGCAAGGUCAUGCCCCACCAGUCGUAGCCGUCAAAGUCGUCGCGGCUGCGAUCCACCAACGCGGUGAUCCCGAGGACCAGCAGCGGGAUUCCCAAAAACACCACGAGGACCAGCCACUGCCGUCGAUCGGCCUCGGGGCUUCUCCACGUCGCCUUUUUUUUGCCGUUGCCGUUCCGGCUCGGCGAGAACUGCGCUUUUUGCUGGCCGCGGUUGUGGCUCGGCCAGAACUGGGUCGCCUUCAGGAGCGAGGCAUGGUGCGAGCCCAGCCCCCUCCAGCAAUCGACCGUGCAGGCCCAGCUCAUGGCCAUGAGCGACCCGAGCGAGACCAGCAGGAGCGGGCAGGCCAGGAUGCAACCGACGAUGUUCCAGACCGGCGGAUCGGCCGUCCAUGUCGAGGGCGUGUAUGUAGCAACGACGUUCAUGAACAAGAACAGCAGGCACUGGAUGYUGAAGGCACAGAGGGCCGUCAUGACGAAAAACGAUACCAGCGUGCAGACGGUUUUCAGGAGGCCCGUUCCGAAGGUCCCGGUGAACUGGACCCGGGCCUGUACCUGCAGCUGCUUGCUUCCGGCCUUUUUCCCCGGCUUGUCCACCAGGAGCAGCAGCUGCUGGUCCCUCCCUACGUCGUCGAUGACGUGGAGCUGCUUCCUGCCCUGGGCCUUGCCCCGGAAUCGGAGGUCGGUGGAUGCACCGGUCGAGUAGUGGUCACAGAACGAAAAGCCAGAGCCUGGGUUGGCGGAUUUUGGUCCGUUGCUGGUUCGAUAAAUGUGCUUUCGGUUCACUUUCUUUCGGCCCUUCUUCUUGGCAUUCUUUUUUGCACUCGUCUUGGCCUCUUUGGAGCUGCCGUUUUCUCUGGCGUGUUUUUUGGGAAAGGUUUCGGCGUUGGCGUUGSCGUUGCCGUUUGGGGAUUGAGGCGACUCCACCACUUCUCCGGCCAUGUUGACGCUGGCACUGCUGCUGUUGCUAUUGUUGCUACGGCUGCGCGAACGAAUUUUGGAUGGUCUUUCGAAGGUGUGGGUUGCUUUGUGCUCCUUCACGCGGCUUUCCUCCGCCUUGAYGAGUUCCGCUACGGUCACCAUGAUGGACAAGUCCCGCCGUGUUCGGAAUCAGAUUGCUACGGUAUUGUGUUGCGCUUCUUGGUAUUUUAUCUCCCGACCAAUCGAAGGUGGAUCAAACGCGUCGGCCUUUGAUCCAGUAUCUUUGACGAAGGAAAUGGUGCUGCGGUGUUCCGUGCCUUGCAGACGAUGCCUUGCCACAGGAUGCUUUCGCGCUGCAUUACUUGUGACUGUAGUGCUCAGUUCGUAGAAUUGGUUCAUACUAGUUCUGUCAGGACCCAGGUACUGCAUCGGUGAAGUACUCGUACUCUACUAGAAGUACGUAUUUAUCUAACGUGCUGCCUGCCUGCCGGGUGUCAAAUUUGUGUCAUAGCAUCGGUUCGCUCGGACGGCUGGCAUCAUUAUCAUGAAAAUGACCCAAAAUGCCUUCUUUAUGUCUGUUGUUUCUGAAACAAACAAUAAAUCCAAUGAGUCGUACGAGUGCAACGAGUACUGUUUAAGAUUCAUGACGUAGUUCUACUUCUACUAGAAGUACUUCUACUUUACAAUACGUACUCACGGUACAAUAAAGAGUGAGCUUAUUC